AUGUCGGAAUCCAAAGCUUCCACGGCCCCCGACGAGAGGGUAUGGUAUGACCAAUUCACAAGUACUGACUGGGUGCACGAUGCCAUCGCGGAUUCUCAUCGCGUCAAAGCCUUGAGAAGCCGAAGGGACUUUUGGGGCCGAGUCCGUGUUGCGCUCGAUGGCUGCCAGGGCUGGAUUCUCAGCGCCGUAUGUGGGCUUGUCGUCGCCAUUAUUGCUUAUGCCAUUGACGUGGCCGAAGUCACCAUCUUCGACUUCAAGGAUGGCUACUGCUCAAGAGCGUGGUACUUGAACGAAAAAAAGUGUUGCCGGCGAGGUCCAUGCGAUGACUGGAGAAGCUGGUCACAAGCCUUCAACUAUCACCCACUAGGCGAGAAGUGGACCGAUUUCAUGAUAUACCUGACUUGCGUCAUUGGCCUAGCGCUCCUCUCGUGUUGGAUUGCGCUUGGGACAAAGACCGUCGUUCCGUCGGCAUAUCAACUUACGACCCUGGACGAAAAUCUAGGUGCUGUUCCUCAGGUAGCGGGCCAGCUCGUCGACGGAAACACGACAGAUGACAGUGUAAGCCCUCGUCAACAAGAAGAGCUUCAGCAAACGAGCGCUCCCAUGAUCUAUUACUCUGCCGCUGGCAGUGGAGUUGCUGAAGUUCGUGUGAUCCUCAGUGGAUUUGUCCUGCACGGCUUCUUGGGUUUCCAGACCCUGCUUAUCAAGUCGGUUGCGCUCGUCUUGAGUGUCGCGUCUGGCCUCAGCCUGGGAAAGGAAGGGCCAUACGUCCAUAUUGCUGCUUGCGUCGGCAACAUUGCCUGUCGAUUGUUUGCCAAAUAUGACCGAAACGAUGCCAAGCGCCGAGAGGUACUCUCCGCAGCAGCAGCAGCAGGGGUUGCAGUUGCUUUUGGUGCUCCUCUGGGCGGCGUGUUGUUCGGACUGGAAGAGGUGGCCUAUUUCUUCCCUGCCAAAACUCUGUUUCGGACCUUUUUUUGCUGCAUUAUUGCGGCUUUGUCGUUGAAGUUCCUGAAUCCAUAUGGAACGCACAAGAUCGUCAUGUUUCAAGUCCGCUAUCUCACGGACUGGGCGUACUUUGAGCUGGUUAGCUUUGUUUUUGUUGGCAUUCUUGGCGGUGCUCUUGGUGCGCUGUUCAUCAAAGCCUCGAAAUACUGGGCCCAAACCUUCCGUCGUCUUCCAGCCAUAAAAUCAUAUCCCUUGCUGGAAGUCUUCUUAGUGGCCCUUGUCACUGGCCUGAUGAGUUAUUGGAACGCCUUGGUAAAGCAGCCAGUUGCAAAACUACUGUUGAACCUGGCAUCUCCAUGCGAUGGCAAUGACGACAAUGCAGAUGAGCUCGGCCUGUGUCCCGGCUCGGUGAACGAUAUUCCUCCCAUUCUUCUUACACUUGUCGUUGCCUUCCUCAUCAAAGGAUUUCUCACCAUAAUAACUUUUGGUAUCAAAGUACCAGCGGGAAUCUAUAUUCCAUCCAUGGUUGUCGGCGGCUUGAUGGGGCGAAUCGUGGGACACCUUGUGCAGUGGUUCGUCCUCUCAGUUCCGAAGUGGUCCAUCUUUGGUGAUUGCGCAACGGCUGCGGACGGGUCGUGCAUCCAACCAGGUGUUUAUGGCCUCAUGGCAGCCGGGGCUACCAUGUGUGGUGUGACGAGACUUUCAGUGACUCUGGCAGUCAUCUUGUUCGAACUCACUGGCAGUUUAGACUACGUCCUCCCAUUUUCACUGACCAUCUUGGUUGCCAAAUGGACAGCUGAUGCCAUCGAACCCAGCAGUAUCUAUGACCUCUUGACAAGCAUGAACGCGUAUCCGUUCUUGGACAACAAGCACAAGCCAGUCUUCACCAGCGACUUGGCGGAUAUCGUCAGCCGACCUCGUCGGGAGAGAGUCAUUGACAUCACCAACUCGCCACUGGUGUCGGCCGUGAGUCUUCGGUCCAAGCUUGAGCUUCUUCAUCGGGCUGGCGAGCUUGAUGGUGGGCUUCCCAUCAUCCGACAUGACGUCUUGGUGGGACUCAUCCCGGCUCCAGAUCUGGAAUAUGCCUUGGAUCAGCUCAAAGAUGAGCAGACAAGCCUGUGCUUGAUGGAUAGGGUGCCAAGCAUCGACGAGGAUGACGAAGAUGGCCUGGACCCUACCGACUUCACGCAAUACAUCGACCCGGCUCCGGUUGCUUUGGAUAUCCGAUCACCGAUGGACCUGGUGUACGAGUGCUUUGCGAAGCUAGGCCUGCGAUAUAUUUGCGCUCUGAAAGAUGGCAAAUAUAGGGGCAUGAUUCACAAGAAGACUUUUGUGAGGCAUAUGCGACAGCUUGAAGAGGAGGAAAGGUAG
This is a messenger RNA of Metarhizium album ARSEF 1941, 2316 nucleotides long. Its product is annotated as chloride channel protein 3. The transcript is spliced from 6 exons. The coding region runs from base 1 to 2316 and encodes 771 amino acids. Gene Ontology annotation, biological process: chloride transport; transmembrane transport. Gene Ontology annotation, molecular function: voltage-gated chloride channel activity. Lineage: Eukaryota; Fungi; Ascomycota; Sordariomycetes; Hypocreales; Clavicipitaceae. The record is from RefSeq and is a predicted model, not a curated record. Gene Ontology annotation, cellular component: early endosome; membrane; Golgi apparatus.